Molecule: messenger RNA, 1167 nt
Organism: Heterobasidion irregulare TC 32-1
Lineage: Eukaryota; Fungi; Basidiomycota; Agaricomycetes; Russulales; Bondarzewiaceae
Exons: 4
Coding region: 1-1167 (388 amino acids)
Biological process (GO): protein dephosphorylation
Molecular function (GO): protein serine/threonine phosphatase activity
Source: RefSeq, a predicted model, not a curated record
AUGCUAUCGGAGACACACUUAUCUAACGAGCUUCGAAGGCUAGCCAAUCCAUGCUCCAGAGAAGGCGUCGACGGCAUCACAUUCCAGCCAUGCCCUAUUUUUGAAUUUAGAAGCCAGGACCGCUCGCGCAUUGAACACUGGCCGAUGCCAGGGGGCACAUGGGUGUUCACUGCCAUAUUCGACGGUCAUGCUGGUCAUUCAACAGUAGACCAUACCGCACAGACGAUCCCGGUCAUGGUCAAAAACUCCCUAGACGCGUAUCUACGCGCGUCCCCCAGGACCCCUCCUUCUCCUGAUCGAAUCUCCAGCAUUCUGUCUGACGCCAUCGUUCGGUUCGACCAUUCGAUCACUACGGAAUUUUUGAGCUUGUUUCCGGGUGGUCCGGCGGCUUUAGCGCGUAUGAGCGACGGGCAGAUCCGACACAUAAUUGACGAUCGGGCUACUGGCGGACGAAACACCACUUCUGCCAUUCGCUGUCUUCAAGGAAGUACGGCAUUGAUCACCUUGACCGAUCCGGCCAAAAUCAAUUUAUGGGUAGCAAAUUUAGGAGACUGCCAAGCGGUUCUCGGUUCCCGAAACGCGCAAGGGCAGUGGCAUGCUAGCUUUGCCACUACGCUUCAUGAUGGAGAAAAUCUUCAUGAAAUCCAUCGCAUUCGAAGCGAGCACCCUGGAGAACGAGAGUCCACCCUAGAUAACAGAGUCAUAGGAUUUUUGGGCCCUACUCGUUCUGUCGGUGAUACGUGGCUCAAGAUACCCGCUAUCUACUCUCAACGGGUUCUUCUUGGUUUCCGCCAAGAGUGGACCGUGGAGAGACCAGAGCCCUUCAUCUCUCGCAUCACGACACCACCGUAUGUUUCCAGUACGCCUGACGUCUAUCACUUACCUCUACCGAGAGGUGCUCCUGGCCGACCGAGGGACCUCUUUCUCUUGAUGUGUUCCGACGGCCUAGGAGAUCUGUACGAUGAUCGCUCGCGAGCGGACAUAAUCAAUCGAUGGGUCAGGACUGUCGGACGGUCUCUUGAUUCACGAGAUCAGAGCAACUUGUCCUUAAUCUUGCUGAGAGACGCUUUAGGUGGAGCGGAUACCCGUCUGGUCUCGCAAUAUCUAACUGUGGAAAUGGACGAGAAAUGGAUGGAUGAUGUCACGGUGAUUGUGCAACGAUUCUAG